UAGAAGGAAGGCCAAUUCAAACAGUUAAACAAUGAAUCAUCUCUUGUGUUUUCUGUUUGUUAUUGGAUUGUGCAUAGGAUGUAGUGACGCAAAAUUUAAAUGGAAUGAGAAAAACUCUGUAUUCUUCAAGAAUUCCCUUGGUCGAAACAAUGUCUUGAAGAUUCAUUGCAUAUCAAAUGAUGACAAUCUAGGCUUCCAUUUUUUGCGUACGGGAGAAACCUACGAUUUUAGUUUUCAUGAUAGUGUUACGGGAACAGAAUUCUUUUGUGACUUAUGGCAAGGACCUAAUUUCAAGUUUCAUGCAUCAUUUAUGGCAUAUGAAGGUGGUGGUAUCAUAGUUCAUUAUGGUAAAAAAAACUUUUGGGAUGCUAGAGAAGAUGGAAUCUAUUUCACACAUGGCAAACAAAUGCCUAAGUUAGAGUACAAAUGGAAAUAAGAACCACUCAAUGGACUUUAGCUCAUCUUUGUUUGUGCCAAAACUUAUUGUUCUUAUGUAUUAUUGUGGAAGGGAAACCAAUAUAUUAUCAACGACACAUAUAUAUAAAAGAAAAAAUCU
Molecule: messenger RNA, 556 nt
Organism: Camelina sativa (false flax)
Lineage: Eukaryota; Viridiplantae; Streptophyta; Magnoliopsida; Brassicales; Brassicaceae
Source: RefSeq, a predicted model, not a curated record